This is a messenger RNA of Helianthus annuus (common sunflower), 5920 nucleotides long. RefSeq names its product lysine-specific demethylase 5D. The record is from RefSeq and is a predicted model, not a curated record. Lineage: Eukaryota; Viridiplantae; Streptophyta; Magnoliopsida; Asterales; Asteraceae. The transcript is spliced from 34 exons. The coding region runs from base 180 to 5666 and encodes 1828 amino acids. Gene Ontology annotation, cellular component: nucleus. Gene Ontology annotation, molecular function: DNA binding; histone demethylase activity. Gene Ontology annotation, biological process: chromatin remodeling.
CCGCAAACCUAGGCUAGAAUAGAACCGACGGACGGACGAGCGAAGCAAACUGUUGUCGAUCAAGAAAACCAAACAAACACUCUUCUCAUUCACUCCAUCAUUCAUCUUUUCAACUCUCAUUCUCAACCAGAACCUUAAACAUAGAUAAACACUUCUACGAACCAAAGACUGAUUAUUAGAUGGGUAAGAGUAGACCUAGGGCUGCAGAAAAGAAGGUUUUAGGGCAAGGAUCCAUUGUCUUAACGUCAACUUCAUCAUUAACUAUACCACCUGCACCUGUUUAUCACCCUACUGAACAAGAGUUUAAGGACCCAUUGACAUAUAUUUAUAAAAUCCGCCCCGAAGCCGAACAAUAUGGGAUCUGUAAGAUCAUUCCUCCACAGAAUUGGAAACCCCCUUUUGCCCUAGAUUUGGAUACUUUUACAUUUCCCACUAAAACCCAAGCUAUACACCAGUUACAAGCCAGGCCACCCGCUUGUAAUUCGAAAACCUUUGAGUUGGAGUAUAAUAGAUUCUUGGAGGAGCAUUGCGGGAAAAAGGCUGUGAAGAAGAAGGUGGUUUUUGAAGGGAAGGAGUUGGAUUUGUGCAAGUUGUUUAAUGGGGUGAAACGGUACGGGGGAUAUGACAAUGUUGUCAAGGAAAAGAAGUGGGGUGAGGUUUUUCGGUUUGUGAGGUCGGGUGGGAAGAUAUCUGAAUGUUCUAAGUACGUGUUGUCUCAGUUGUAUUAUGACAAUUUGUAUGAUUAUGAAAGUUAUUAUAACAAGUUAGAUCAGGUGAAAGAGAAGACUUGCAAGAGAGGAUUGCAAGUCGAGAAGAAAACGCUACAACAAAGUAGUAAGAAAAUUCGCGUUAAUGAAGCUGGUGAGAAAGUUAAAGUUAAACUAGAUGAAGUAAUUGGUGAAGAAUCAUACAAUCAGAUAUGUGAACAGUGCAGAAGUGGGUUGCAUGCAGAAGUAAUGCUUUUGUGUGAUCGGUGUAAUAAAGGAUGGCAUAUUUAUUGUUUAUCGCCGCCUUUGAAACGGAUCCCCCCUGGUAAUUGGUAUUGCUCUGAAUGCUUCAACUCUGAGAAAGAUAGCUUUGGUUUUGUUCCUGGUAAACAGUUGUCAUUGGAAGCGUUUAGGCGUGUGGCUGAUCGGGCUAAGAAGAAAUGGUUUGGUUCAACAUCGGCAUCAAGGGUACAAUUGGAAAAGAAGUUUUGGGAAAUAGUGGAAGGAUCUGUUGGUGAAGUUGAAGUUAUUUACGGAAGUGAUCUGGAUACUUCAGUUUGUGGUAGUGGUUUCCCGCGUGCAAAUGAUCAAAGGCCAUCAUCUAUAGAUGUUAACGAAUGGGAUGAAUAUUGUUCUAGCCCAUGGAAUCUUAAUAACUUGCCCAAAUUACAAGGGUCAAUGCUUCGUGCUGUUCACCAUAACAUUGCUGGUGUUAUUGUACCUUGGCUUUACAUUGGGAUGCUAUUUUCAUCUUUUUGCUGGCACAUUGAAGACCAUUGCUUCUACUCUAUGAAUUAUCACCACUGGGGAGAGCCCAAAUGUUGGUAUAGUGUCCCUGGUAGUGAAGCCAGUGCUUUCGAGAAGGUGAUGCGAAACACUCUUCCUGAUUUGUUUGAUGCGCAACCUGACUUGCUUUUUCAGCUGGUGACUAUGCUGAAUCCAUCUGUCCUGCAAGAACAUAACGUUCCAGUUUACAGCGUAUUACAGGAGCCUGGGAAUUUUGUCAUUACCUUCCCUAGAUCUUAUCAUGGAGGUUUCAACUUUGGUUUAAAUUGUGCGGAAGCUGUGAAUUUUGCACCCGCUGAUUGGUUACCUUAUGGUGGUUCUGGAGCGGAGCUUUAUCAGCAUUAUCGCAGACCUGCUGUUCUGUCUCAUGAAGAGCUUCUUUGUGUGGUAGUCAAGAAUGAUUUUGAUAGCAAUGCGUUACCUUACUUGAAAAAUGAAUUGCUUCGCGUAUACAAUAAAGAGAAGAGUUGGAGAGAAAGGCUUUGGAAAAAUGGCAUUAUUCGUUCUUCUCCCAUGCCUCCUCGAAAGCAGCCAAAUUAUGUUGGUGUUGAAGAGGACACAACAUGCGUAAUAUGUCAGCAGUUCUUGUAUCUUUCAGCUGUUGGUUGCAGGUGCAGGCCUUCUGCUUUCGUCUGUUUGGAGCAUUGGGAAAAUCUGUGUGAAUGCAAGCCCUCCAAACGCCAUUUUCUUUAUCGUCACACACUUGCAGAAUUAAAUGAUUUAAUAACUAUGAUGGAGACACAAAAUUCCGAGGAGACGAUCCAAAAAAGAAACACAAGAAAGCUUUUGACUUGUACCAAUGAGACACCCUUUAUAUCAAAAAAGGUUAAAGGUAGUCAGGUUACAAUCACACAACUUGCUCAAGACUGGCUCCUGAGAUCAUGUAAAAUUCUUCAGAUGCCAUAUUCAAGUGAUGCGUAUGCCCUUGCCUUGCAAGAAGCUCAACAGUUUCUUUGGGCUGGCUCUGAAAUGGAUCCCGUUAGAGAAAUGGCAAAAAACUUGGCUGAAGCUCAAAAAUGGGCAGAAGGUGUCAGAGCUUGUCUUUCGAAAAUUGAAUUGUGGCCGUCUCACCAUAAUUGUGAAAUGGAGAGGGUAAAGAUGGAAGAUUUGACCACUUUGCUUAACGUCACUCCCGUGCCUUGUAACGAACCAGGACAUCGAAAGUUAAAGGAUUAUGCAGACGAAGCAAAAGAGCUGAUUAAAGAAAUCUCCUCUUCUCUAUCAACAUCCUCCAAUGUUUCUAUUGUUGAUUUGGAAACCUUGUACUCCAAAGCUUGUGAGUCUGCUAUAUAUGUAAACCAAAGCGAGGAAUUAUUGACCAAGUUGACCGCUGUGAAGCUUUGGCUUCACACUGUGAGAAACUGCAUUUCAGAGAAAUCUCCUGGUAUAAUCGAGAUUGGUAUCAUCAAUAACUUGAAGUCAAAGAUUGUGGAACUACAACUCCAAGUUCCUGAAGUACCAUUGUUUUUGGAUUUUGCUAAGCAAGUUGAAUUAUGUCAAUCUCGUUGUAUCGAGAUGCUGAAAGGCUCUAUAACAUUGAAGAAUCUUGAAGUGCUCAUUCAAGAAUAUGACGGUUUUACUGUCAAUGUUCCCGAGUUAAAACUUCUGAAGCGAUAUCUGAGUGACGCUUUUGACUGGAUUUCACAUUUCAAUAACAUUUUGAAGGAUGUUCAUGAGCGUGAGGAUCAAGAAAAUGUUGUUAAUGAGUUGAUUUGUCUUGAGAAAGAUGGAUCAUUGUUGAAAGUACAAGUUGGCGAGUUGCUUCUUGUUGAUGUGGAGUUAAAGAAGGCUUCUUGCAGGGUAGAAGCUUGGAAGGUGCUUCGUAGUAAAUUGCCUUUGGAAUCUAUUCAGCAAGUAAUGACUGUAGCCACCAAGCUACAAAUUGAGAAUGAGAAGGUGUUCAAGAAAAUUUCUGAUGUUCUUGCACAAGCUGUGUGUUUGGAAGAAAAAGCAAAACAUAUUCUUGCUUGUGAGGUUCAAAUGUCUGAUUUUGAAGACGUUGUAAGGACGUCAGAGGAUGUCUGUGCACUUUUCCCUUCGCUCGAUGGUGUCAAGAAAGCUUUGUCAAUGGCAAAAUCAUGGUUAACGAAGUCUAAACCAUAUUUAGUUUCUGAUCUCUCUGUGACGCCAGUUGCAAGUUCUUUGCUUAAAGUUGACGACUUGAAGGAGUUGGUUUCGGAAUCAAAGUUAUUGAAGAUGUAUUUGGAAGAGCGGGUUUUGCUUGAAGAUGUCUUACAGAAAUAUACGCAAUGGGAGCGUGAUGCGUUUUCUGCUCUAAAUGACGCUGAGUUCUAUUUGAAUAUUCUUGAUGUGGGUGAUAAGAUUUCGUUUGAUGUUAUCUCCACAUUUAAAGAUCAUGUUACCAAGAUGGAAUCCAUAAUGGAAAAUGAGUUGCCACUCCGGUUCGACUCUAUUGUGAUUCCAAAACUACGAGAGACUUGUGCGUUUUUCAAUUGGUGUUCUAAAGCCCUAAUUUUCCGUGAUAGUGUUCCCACACUCAAGGAGGUUGAAUUGUUGUUGGAUGAUGCCAAGUGUUAUCAUGUUACAUAUGCAGAUCGUUCUUUUUGGAAGUCAUUGAUUGACGGGUUCGAUUGGCUUAAGCAAGCUGUUGAGAUUCUCGGUUCGUGUAAUGUUAAAAGAUUUAAUUUGAUUGAUGUUGAAGAAGCUUUGAGACAAUCUAAGAUGAUUAAAAUAUCUUUUCCAUUGAUUGUUGACCGAUUACUGGAUGCUAUCAAGAGACACAAUGUAUGGGUGGAGGAAGUGAAUGCAUUUUUCGGUCGCAGCACUGGAGACCGAUCAUGGUCUUUGUUACUGCAGCUCGAGGGGUCUGGCAGUACUAAUGCUUUCAAAUGCAUGGAAGUCGACAUGGUUUUAUCUGAAGUGCAAAGGGUCAAAGAGUGGAAACAAAGAGCUGUAAAUAUUGUUGGGUGUAAAGUUGGUGAUGAUAAUCUGCUACUUGAUGCUCUCUCUCAGAUAUUAAAUUCUCUAGACAAAUCAUUGUAUGUGUAUGAGAAGCCUGACGACUGCAGUCAAACUUGUUUGUGCAUGUUCUGCUUAAAUGACUCUCAAACUCAGGAACUCUUAACUUGUUCUGUGUGCAUGGAUUCGUACCAUAUGGGUUGCAUAAAACCAAGUGUAGGUGGUACAAGUCAUGUGUGUCCUUAUUGCCAUAUCAUUGAGUGUGGCAAAGUCUCUCGGAUGAAAAUUGAUGCAAAACGUCCCGAGUUGGAUAUGUUUAUGGAGCUUAUGUCCGAUCCUGAUAACUUAUGUGUGGAGAUUGAGGAAAAGACGAUAAUACAUCAAGUCAUUGAGAAAUGUCAAGCCCACAAAGCUCGCUUAACUGAAAUUGUAGAAUUCUCUUUGGCUUCUUUAGGUGAAGACUUGAGUGUGGUUGUUAGGAAACUGUCAACCGCAUUAAAGGCAGUAGAAGUGACGGGGGUGUAUGACCGUGAAAGUAAUUGCAGAUUUGAGGUUGCAUUAGCUAGACAUUCAUGGAGAGUUCGAGCAUCUAAGCUCUUAAAAGGUUCACAAAAACCUUCAAUCUACCAGGUCCAACGGAUAUUGAAAGAGGGUCACACUAUAAACAUUGCUUUGGAAGAUUAUUAUUGGCAUAGACUUGAGACAAUGAAGCAAAUUAGUUUGCAAUGGGCAAUGAAAGCCAAAAAGGUUUCAGCAGAUUCUGGUGCACUUGAAUUGCCCAAAGUGUUUGAACUUAUAGCUGAAGGAGAAAAUAUUCCAGUGCACUUUGAUAAGGAACUUAAGUUAUUGAGAGAACGCAGUAUGCUUUACUGCAUAUGUAGGAAACCAUAUGAUCAGAGACCGAUGAUUGCUUGUGAUAAAUGUGAUGAAUGGUAUCAUUUUGAUUGUAUUAGAUUAUCAUGGGCACCAAAAACGUACAUUUGCCCUGCGUGUAAGGUUGAUACAGCAGAUGACUUUAAAUGCACUUCGUCGUCAGGUGCAGAAGAAAGGUCUAAUGGUGAAUGUGAAGAGCCUCAAACACCAUCUCCAAGACCAAUAGAGUUGAGAAGGGAAGCUGAAAGCAAUGGCAACAUUAGUACAAAGAGACGUAGUGGCAUUGAACGCCUUCUAUGGAGAAACCGAAAGCCUUACAGAAGAGCAUCUAAAAAACGCGUAGAGCUUGAUGUUUUUUCUCCAUUUUUUCAUGUACAUUGAUAAAGUUAGUAAUCUUGGGUUAAAUGGAAAUUUGAUCAUUUAAUUCAUUUAAUUGACUAGGUUUUCAUCUUUAUGUAGUAGCUUUUCUGUUAUUUAUUUUUCUUUUUUUAGGCUUAAGGCGAUCAACUAGAUUUUUCAUCUCAAAAGUCUUGUUACUUGUAAUGUUAUUUGAACAUUUUUAUUUUCCCCACAAGUGUAAUGAACCCAAUUGCUUUUGGAUGAACUACAUUAUAUAUGUCGGAUUUACCCUUUUA